AUGCCAGGAAAGAGACGGCGAACAGAGGACGUUGCUGCGGCCCCUCCGUCUGCAGGCGCUCCUGCUUCUAGUGGAAAGCCAUUGAGUGCCAUCGCAGCAGCUAGACUGCGAGCAGAAGCAGCUGUAACAAGUCUCGCGGUGCCGCAAGCCGUGCCCGAGCUGGGUCCCGUGCCGGAGCCUGUGACUUCUCUGCCGCAGAGUCCAAUCAUUGAGCAUGAAGAGUCGGAACAGGAAGACGAACCUCUGCCACUUCAGCAAAACGUGAAGCUAUGCACUUGGCGAAAUGAAGCCCAAAACAUUAUAUCUGACACGCCCAAGGAGCUGACUGUCAAGCUGAGCAAGCAUACAACCAUCUCGCUUGUCGGCUGCUUUCAGUUCAGGGUCUUGAGAGGCGCAAUCCAUGUCAACGGCGCCAAUAUUGGAGCCGUGUCCCGCGAUGGGCAGCAAGACCAGAUCUAUACUGCACAUGUACCGGCAACACACCCCAUCUCCAAGUUCAGAGGCCUGGAUGGAAUGAACCAUGUGCAAUUCUUGCAUUGUGCCAACUCUACGCCGCUCGCAGAGACCGCUUCACUGUUUGCCGACGUCUGGAACGUGCCCACAGGAGCCAGAGGCUCGCGUUCCUUCCGUGUUACUCGGAUGCUGAUCCGCUCGCUCGACCUCUUAUUUCUGAAUCAUGUCCCGAAGACUGGCUUCGCGCUGUCGAGGAAUGUGCAGCUGAUCCCUCUGUUGUCGUCGCUGUUGGCCAAGGCAAAGCAGCUCGAUCCCUACCAGCUGUAUGCUAUCUAG
Parastagonospora nodorum SN15 is the source of this 789-nucleotide messenger RNA. RefSeq lists its product as hypothetical. The transcript is spliced from 4 exons. The record is from RefSeq and is a predicted model, not a curated record. Bases 1 to 789 code for a protein of 262 amino acids. Lineage: Eukaryota; Fungi; Ascomycota; Dothideomycetes; Pleosporales; Phaeosphaeriaceae.